UAAUCAGCGGUUUGGGAUUAAUGUGACCAAAUGCAGAGAAGAUUCAGAUCAACAGAAUAAAACUUACGAUGCUGCAGAACAACCAGAACAAUCUGGAUUAGAAGCAGUUCAAUAAUUCAUAUCUGUCCUUCUUCCUCCUGGCCGCCAGGGGGCGGUACGCAGCGCGAGGCCGCGUCACCAUGUGAUGACACGUCACUACGUUAUGAAAACAGGCGCGUGUGCGGUGGCGGCAGGUUUAAAGAGUCCAGGUUUGGAGCGCAGAGAGAAACGUCUGGGUGAAAUCCGGGAUUUAACGGCGGGAUUAUCGGGAUUACUGAGGAACAUGUCGGAGGACAGCCUUCCCCUGCAGGAGCUCUCCUGCCAGAAGCGGUUCGGCAUCAAGAGGAAGAGCCUCGGUUCCGAGUCCACUCCGACCGACCUGGUGCUGCUGCGCUCCCCGCGGCCCAAGCAGCCCUGGCCGGCCUGCCUGGGCAAGGAGAACCGGGAGGGCCGGUUCGUCCUGGCCCGGAGGUCCCGGAGGAGGUGGCGGUCCAACUCAGGUGUUUCCUGGGAUCACCUGCCGGACGAGCUGCUGCUGCGGAUCUGCGGCUGCCUGCCGCUGCCGGACCUGCUGCGGGUUUCUGCGGUUUGCCGCCGCUGGCGCCGCCUGGCGCUGGACGAGUCCCUGUGGGUCAGUGUGGACCUGGAGGGCCUGACCCAAACGGGCCCGGCUCUGCGUUUGGUUCUGAGCACCGGGGUCCAGAGGCUGCGCUGCCCUCGGGCGUUUGUUGAGGAACCAGACCUCUCAGAACCCGGGCGGCUCCAGCUGGUGGACCUGGACCUGUCCGGUUCCGUGGUUUCUCCCUCGGCGCUGCGCAGCGUCGUCUGCCGCUGCAGCCGGCUGCGCCGCCUCAGCCUGGAGGCGCUGCCGCUGUCCGACGACGUCCUCAGCUGCCUGGCCCAGAACCCGGACCUGCUGCAGCUCAACCUGGGUGGCUGCUCCGGUUUCUCCGCCGCCGCUCUGGCCGCCACACUGGGCUCCUGCCGCAGGUUGGAGCAGCUCAACAUCUCCUGGUGCAGCUUCAGCAGGAACCACGUCCAGAACCUGGUGGAGACCCUGAGCCCCUCCGUCACACACCUCAACCUGAGCGGCUACCGGGACAGCCUGGUGCUGGACGAUGUGAAGGUUCUGGUGGAGCGAUGUCCGGACCUGCAGACGUUGGAUCUCAGCGACAGCACGCUGCUGACGGCCGACAGCUUCCUGGUUCUGAAGCGGCUGAAGAAGCUGCUCCACCUGUCGCUGAGCCGCUGCUACCACAUCCACCUGGCGGCGCUGUGUGACCUUGGGAAGGCGAUCCCGUCCCUGCGGUUCCUGGACGUGUUCGGCCUGGUCCAGGACGGCCAGCUGGUGGCGCUGCAGGACGACUCGCCGCGACUCGCCAUCAACGCCCGGCCGUUCUCCUCCGUGGCCCGGCCCACUCCGGCUGGCCCGGUCGGCGCCGCCCAGCCCGACCGCAGCAUGUGGGGCCGUGGAUGCAGACUGAAGGUCCGGUUCUGACCGGACCUGAGGGUUCCUGGUUCUGUUCAGUGUUCCUGGUACCGGGGGCCAGAUGGUGGACUUGGCCUCCUGUUGGGCGACCCGGCCGCUGUUGGACUCUGCCGGUUCUGAUGAUGUUAAAAGUUCUGAAUGGUCUGCUGGAAUAAUGACUCAACGCUGGAAUCACUGAACAGUUUUAAUGGAAGAGGAGGUUCUGGUUCCGACGGGUCCAAACGCGUCCCAAAUCAUUCCAAUCAAAACCGGGAAAUUAAACACGGAUCCGUUCGGUUCCGAUCCAGUUUUAUACUUGAAAAUGUUGACAGAUUUUCUCUGAAUCGUGUUUGUAUUAAAUCCUGGAAGCUGUGUGAUGUCA
Molecule: messenger RNA, 1889 nt
Organism: Xiphophorus maculatus (southern platyfish)
Lineage: Eukaryota; Metazoa; Chordata; Actinopteri; Cyprinodontiformes; Poeciliidae
Gene: skp2
Product: S-phase kinase associated protein 2
Exons: 10
Coding region: 185-1537 (450 amino acids)
Biological process (GO): SCF-dependent proteasomal ubiquitin-dependent protein catabolic process
Cellular component (GO): SCF ubiquitin ligase complex
Molecular function (GO): protein binding
Source: RefSeq, a predicted model, not a curated record